CCUGUCAUCAUUGAGUGUGAGGACACAACUUCUGCAAAAGCUUGCAUCACCCGCUGGUGGGAGGACCUAGAGAGGGACUUUCCUUGUCCAGUCUGUCGAAAGACCUCCCGGUACCGCAGUCUCCGGCCUAAUCGUCAACUAGGCAGUAUGGUGGAAAUUGCCAAGCAGCUCCAAGCUGUCAAGCGGAAGAUCCGGGAUGAGAGCCUCUGCCCUCAGCAUCAUGAGGCCCUCAGCCUCUUCUGCUAUGAGGACCAGGAGGCUGUAUGUUUGAUAUGUGCAAUUUCCCACACCCAUCGGGCCCACAACGUCGCACCACUGGACGACGCCACACAGGAGUACAAGGAAAAACUGCAGAAGUGCCUGGCGCCUCUGGAGCAGAAGCUGCAGGAGAUCACCCGCUGUAAGUCCUCAGAGGAGCAGAAGCCUGCAGAGCUCAAGAGACUGGUGGAGAGUCGCCGACAGCAGAUCCUAACGGAAUUUGAAGAGCUGCACAGGCGGCUGGAUGAAGAGCAGCAGACGUUGCUGUCGCGACUGGAGGAGGAGGAGCAGGACAUUCUGCAGCGCCUCCGAGAAAAUGCUGCGCACCUAGGAGACAGACGCCGCGACCUGGCCCACCUGGCUGCUGAGGUGGAGGGCAAGUGCUUGCAGUCGGGCUUCGAGAUGCUUAAGGAUGUCAAAAGUACCCUGGAAAAAUGUGAAGAGGUGAAGACCAUGGAGGUGACUUCAGUAUCCAUACAGCUUGAAAAGAACUUCAGCAGUUUCCCCCGACAGUACUUUGCCCUAAGGAAAAUCCUUAAACAGCUAAUUGCGGAUGUGACCCUGGACCCUGAGACUGCUCAUCCUAACCUAGUCCUGUCGGAGGAUCGUAAGAGCGUCAAGUUUGUGGAGACAAGACUCCGGGACCUACCUGACACACCACGGCGCUUCACCUUCUACCCUUGCGUCCUGGCUACUGAGGGCUUCACCUCAGGCCGACACUACUGGGAGGUGGAGGUGGGCGACAAGACCCACUGGGCAGUGGGUGUGUGCCGGGACUCUGUGAGCCGAAAGGGCGAGCUGACCCCACUGCCUGAGACUGGCUACUGGCGGGUGCGACUGUGGAACGGAGACAAAUAUGCAGCCACUACCACGCCUUUUACUCCUUUGCACAUCAAGGUGAAACCCAAGCGGGUGGGCAUAUUCCUAGACUAUGAGGCCGGCACACUGUCUUUUUACAAUGUCACAGACCGCUCCCAUAUCUACACCUUCACUGAUACUUUUACUGAGAAACUAUGGCCCCUCUUCUACCCAGGCAUCCGGGCUGGAAGGAAGAAUGCUGCACCACUUACCAUCAGGCCCCCGACAGAUUGGGAGUGACAGGGAGGGAUGAGGCAGGAUCAAGAGCUAUGGGCCUUCCUUCCCGUGACCUGCUGGAGCAGCUUCGCGUCUGCCUGUUCCCACCCUGAACCAUCUGGGAGAAGCGCCUGGGUUUCUAGAGUGGUUUAUGUGGAAGCGUAGGUAGGACUGGUCUGGAGUGAGAGCACAGCUAUGUCUCCUCCUGUCGAGUGGGGAGUAGGUUCCCAGGGACUCUCCCCUGAAGCUCAUCAGGUUUUCUAUUGCACAGGAUGGGUUGGGAAGGGAGGAGGGGCUUUUCCAGAAGCAAAAAGUCUGUGGGAGGGUAUGACAUACUCAAACCAGAGGAGGAAACAGAAGCCCCUGUGCAUUUUUUAGGGGGCUCUGACGCAGAAUAGUUAUGUUUCUUGAGGAAGAGCAUAGAGGCACGUAAACCUCUAGAUUGAAAUAAAAAUGAAUGACAGUUGCUCUCAUGGAUCUAGGAGUUGAGGACCCACAAGAGCAAAGAUUUUUUUGUGGGCAAAGAUUGGGCAUCAAGAGGUUAGAAAGAAGGUCCAGGAAGGGGCUACAGGAGCAGAUCCCUAGGUUCUAAUGAAGGAGGGGGGUUUCUCUGGUCAUCUAUUCCCAGAGUAAGGCUGCCAUUAUGAGGUGGCUUGGCCAGAGGUAGCAACGUGGGGAGGAGAGGGUGAGAAGGAGGAAGCGGAGGACCCAGGCUCCUGUCUCAGCCUUCAGCAGAGCUGGCUUAUUGCCUGCCUCCUUAGAGUCGAUCGUCUCUGAGAAGUUGGUCACAUUGUUCUUCAGGGAUGAGUUGCCAGAGAUCCUGCAAGACAGUCUGCCCUUUUACUGCUUUCCCAAGGGAAUUUGGGAAGGCGAGAGUCCGGUAUUGGCGGAAAGAGAACAAUAUUUCUAUCCAAAGCUCUUGCCUUAAGGAAUGUUACUAAAUAGUUACUCCCAAGUUGUCAGCUUUCUUACCUGGAUCAAGUGUCUAAGCCAGAAAAGGAGAGAGGGAAUAGAGUCUUCCUCACCCUGAGGAAAGGGUAGAAGAGGGUGGUGUGUGUAGGGAAGGACCAGAUUGGCAGCUUCCUUGUGCCUGCACACACCUGGCCUGGAACUAGUGUUCCCAGAGCCAGUCUUUGCUUGUUGGCUGCCAUCCCUCACCGUUUGCCAUUUCCCCAUCAGAGAAUGUACGUCAUUUAAUGUUCGGCCAAAAUAAUCCGUAGGGUACAUGUCAAAAGAGGUAAAGCGAUGCAUGCCAGACCAAAUCGACACGACUUGAGCCAUCUGCUGUUCAGGUAAUGGGGUUCACAGAAGGUUAGUGAGGGCAUUUCAGUUCCUCCAACCACCUCAACAGGACUCUGUCCAGAUUCUCCUCUUACCUUUGUGCCUUGACUGUGGUUCUUUGUGGCAAGAUGCUUUGGUUGGUAAACAAUAUGGAACAAAGGAUCCACUCACGUGA
Messenger RNA from Myotis lucifugus (little brown bat), 2788 nucleotides. Its product is annotated as E3 ubiquitin-protein ligase TRIM39. Bases 148 to 1356 code for a protein of 402 amino acids. Gene Ontology annotation, biological process: negative regulation of proteasomal ubiquitin-dependent protein catabolic process; protein stabilization; positive regulation of apoptotic signaling pathway. Lineage: Eukaryota; Metazoa; Chordata; Mammalia; Chiroptera; Vespertilionidae. Gene Ontology annotation, molecular function: zinc ion binding; protein binding. The record is from RefSeq and is a predicted model, not a curated record. The transcript has 6 exons.